Centropristis striata (black sea bass) is the source of this 1781-nucleotide messenger RNA. RefSeq names its product ELOVL fatty acid elongase 1a (gene elovl1a). The coding region runs from base 363 to 1307 and encodes 314 amino acids. Gene Ontology annotation, cellular component: endoplasmic reticulum; endoplasmic reticulum membrane. Gene Ontology annotation, biological process: very long-chain fatty acid biosynthetic process; sphingolipid biosynthetic process; fatty acid elongation, polyunsaturated fatty acid. Gene Ontology annotation, molecular function: fatty acid elongase activity. Lineage: Eukaryota; Metazoa; Chordata; Actinopteri; Perciformes; Serranidae. The transcript is spliced from 8 exons. The record is from RefSeq and is a predicted model, not a curated record.
GUUUAAAUUGAGUUGAAUGGUCUCUGUGCCAUAGUUAGAAUAGCUGGCCUCAUCUCUCUCUCUCUCUUGCUUCUUUUCCUGUUUCUUACCUGUGAAACUUUCAGCUCUUGUUGGAUUUCUAGUUUAAAAAAGAAAGAUCAGAGACAUUUGAAGACAGCUGGAGGCUACCACCCACGGAAUAAUAAUUUUGCAUGUAUCUGGUUUCCACCUGAUCACCUCUCACUGGUGCUGCUGAUCUGUUUGAUUCUCUGGAUUGAGUCCCUGCCUGCUCUGGCUGUGCAGCUGCUUUCCCCACACAGGAGAGAGUGCUGAGGACUGUGAGGACUUAAGCAAUUUUAUAGGACAAGAAACACGCAGUCACCAUGCUGCAAGAAGCUGUAUCAAACAUUUUAAAACUCCACAAUUAUAUAAAAUUGAGGACAGAUGCGAGAAUCAGAGACUACCCGCUGAUGAAUGACCCCGUAGAUAUGAACGUCAUCCUGUUGUUAUAUGUCUUCUUCUCGGUUUACAUCGGACCUCGUCUGAUGGCAAACCGCAAGCCCCUCCAUCUCAACAAAGCCAUGAUUGUCUACAACCUCGUCAUGGUUUCACUGAACGGCUACAUCGUGUACGAGUUCUUGAUGUCUGGAUGGGCCACCACCUUCACAUGGAGAUGUGACCUUGUUGACUACUCAAGCAGCCCGCAGGCUCUUCGGCUGGUUCGGGUGUGUUGGAUGUUUUAUUUUUCAAAAUACAUCGAACUCCUUGACACAGUAUUCUUCGUGCUGAGGAAGAAACAAAGCCAGAUCACAUUUCUUCAUGUAUUCCAUCACUCCUUCAUGCCGUGGUCGUGGUGGUGGGGUAUCACGCUGACUCCUGCUGCAGGAAUGGGCACCUUCCAUGCCAUGGUGAAUGCAAUCGUCCAUGUUAUCAUGUACUUCUACUACCUACUCUCUGCUGCAGGACCUCGCUUCCAGAAAUAUCUGUGGUGGAAGAAGCACAUGACUGCCAUUCAGAUAACGCAGUUUGUUCUGGUCUCACUUCACAUCAGCCAGUACUACUUCAUGGAAAAGUGCGACUUCCAGGUUCCCAUGUGGAUCCACUUGAUUUGGAUGCACGGUGUCUUCUUCUUAGUCCUCUUCUCCAACUUUUGGAUACAGGCCUACAUAAAGGGACAGCGACUUCCUGCCGUAGUGGACAAGCCACAACAGAACGGCUCAAUCAGUGAACCCGUCACUGUGGUGGCCAAUGGGAAACACCUGGAGAAUGGACAUGCGCACCACCACACCAACGGCAAAAUCGUCAUGGGCAAAGUCAAGGAAAUCUGACAUGGUGACUCUGGAAAUGAGAAGGAGACAUUUAAAGGAGGCCCCCCAGAGCAACCUUUUAAAAUGUCAUUCAUAUUUAGUUGCAUAUUGGAAUUGCACAGUUUUCGAUAUGUCAAACUUUGUAACUACUUUUUAAAUCUUGUCGUUCUUAUGCAGACUUGUUGGGAUAUGUGUUUUGGUGGUGAUCUCUACUUGCAGCAUUGCGUUUGUUAGUCGUUGUGAAAACUAUUAACUGUGAUGAACACUUGGUGCUCAUUUUGUCACUGAUGGUAUUCUUCAACUCAGGCUUGGUACACACAAGCUUGACCUACACUACCGUUUGGCUGGCAUGACCGCUGUUGCUUGGGAGUAUUGCACAGUUUCCACUGAAGGCCAGCGCAUAUAAAUAACUGCCACAAAAAAAGCUUUCACUGUAAAUGUCAAAUAUUUAGUUUUUUUUCUGUUUGUUCUAUUUAUCUCUUGGAAUAAAACAUU